AGUGCCACUCAGGAUAGAUUAGGCACCAUUUGCCAUAACUAAAUAGUUACCUUGUACAUCAAGUAGGGAGAUUUUUUUAAUUGGUAGCCCACCGACGUCGGUACAGAGUUACUAUUCGCCCGCCGUACAUUUUGUAUACUGAGAAGUGUAACCUCUGAAUCUCCAGUGUCACCAAACAGAUGUGGAUACACUGCGAGGGAGCUGAGUGUGAAGUGAAGUGAAGGGGAGGGUAGAGGAUCCCAGAUCAGCCAGCGAGCGGAUGACCUGCCCCCUGCACAGGACCAUGAUCUGAACGGCGCUGCACGCCGAACCCCACUCUUCCUUUCCUCCUUCUCACCUUUUUUUUUCUUCUUUUUUUUUUUUUAACCCACGGGGGAAAGACCAACUCCCCGGUCCCAGCUGCUGUGGGACAGGGUCAGCACCACACACACAGAGAGAGAGAGAAAUAGAGAGGAGAGAGGGAUAAGAGACCUCGAGGAAGAGAGAGAGUGACAACCCCGAGCAGCCACCGCUCAGGACAGCCGUGACCUCUGACCUCGCCACGCCCCCUGCCCCUCCCACCGCCACACCGGAACCAUGGGGAGGAAAAAGAUUCAGAUUCAGAGGAUCACCGAUGAGCGCAACAGACAGGUGACGUUCACCAAGCGGAAGUUUGGCCUGAUGAAGAAGGCGUACGAGCUGAGCGUGCUGUGCGACUGCGAGAUCGCCCUCAUCAUCUUCAACCACUCGAACAAGCUGUUCCAGUACGCCAGCACCGACAUGGACAAGGUCCUGCUCAAGUACACCGAGUACAACGAGCCGCACGAGAGCCGGACCAACGCCGACAUCAUCGAGACGUUGCGAAAGAAAGGCUUUAACGGCUGCAACAGCCCCGAGCCCGACGGCGACGACUCCAUCGACCAAAGCCCGCUAAACGAAGACAAGUACCGCAAGACCGAGGACCUGGACAUCCUCUUCAAACGCUACGGCUCUGCCGUCCCACAGUCCACCUUCUCCAUGCCAGUCACGGUGCCGGUGUCCAAUCAGAACGCGGCGGCGGCAGCGGCGGCGGCCCUCCAGUUCAGCAACAACCCCGGCGGCGCCCUGGUCACCACGACCUCCUUUGUCACCUCCACGCUCGCAGACCCCCGCCUCCUGUCGCCACAGCAACCCGCCCUGCAGAGGAACACCGUGUCGCCAGGGUUACCGCAGAGGCCGGCCAGCGCAGGUGCUCUUUUAGUCGGAGAUCUGGGGAACUCCAACGGAGCGUGCCCGAGUCCAGUCGCGAACGGCUACAUCAGUGCCAGGGCCUCCCCGGGCCUCCUUUCCGUCGCCAACGGCAACAGCCUGGGGAAAGUAGUCCCGGCCAAGUCUCCGCCUCCGCCCAGCCCUCAGAUGGUCAACAGCCGCAAGCCGGACCUGAGGGUCAUCACCUCGCAGAGCGGCAAGAGCCUCAUGCAGCUGACAGAGGAAGAGCUGGAGUUGGUGAGUGAGAAUGCUCAGCGGUUAGGCGGCUCCCAGGUGGCACAGUCGCUCACCACGCCGGUUGUUUCCGUGGCAACGCCCAGUCUCCUAGCACCCUUCUCUGGCAUGCAGACGGCCUACAACACCGAGUACCAGCUGACGAGUGCAGAUCUCACGGCGCUCCAGACCUUCACACCGCCCGGGCUGGUGCCUGGCAACAUGGCCGCCUGGCAACAGCAACAGCAACCAGCAGUAUCCCAGCAACAGCAACAACAACAACAACAACAGCAGCAGCAACAACAACAGCAGCAGCAGCAGCCGCAGCAGCUGAGCUUGGCGUCGCUCAGUAACUUGGUCAUGUGGGGUGCAGAGAAACAGAAUGGGGAGAUGGUUAACUGCAUCUCCAGUUUCGCUGCUAACCUGAGGCCGGUGGGCCACAUACCUCAGGGCGCCACGCUGACCGUCAACACCAACCCCAACAUCAACAUCAAGUCCGAGCCCGUGUCUCCCAACCGUGACCGCAGCACCCCGAGCUCCACCAGCUGCGCCGGGGCGGGCGGAGGAGGCCCGGGUCCAGGCUCCGGCCUGGGGUCCGCCGCCUACCCCGGCACCCUGCGCCUGGAGCCCGGAGCCCAGGGCCGCUCGCCCGUCGACAGCCUCAGCAGCAACGGCAGCUCGUACGAGGGCAGCGACCGGGACGACGGGGCCCAGGGCCGAGCGGGGGCCCCGGACUUCCACCAUCAGGCCGGCGGCGGGGCCGGGCAGCCCACCAUGCUCCUGCUGCGGCCCUCGUCGGCCGAGCCCCAGGAGCAGGACGGGGCCAACGUCAAGAGAAUGAGACUGGACACCUGGGUGACAUAGAGAGGUGACCGGAGAGGGAAGGACGGAUGGACAGACGGACGGACGGACGGAUGGAGGACGGAGAUGUGUACUUGUGGCUUGUGUACAUGCCCCCACCAGCCCUGAAACCCCCCUUUUUGUCCUUCCCUGUGCAUACACACAUCCCUGCCAUCUACCUAGUAACCGACUGUCCACACAGGAAAUGCUGACCUCACACCAUCUCAUCCACCAAACGCACACACACACACACACACACACACAUAACAAGCAUGCUGACACACACUCUUCUCAUGCCGCACGUGUGGACACCGAUGCACAAUCAUAUGGCAAUGUGCAUACACAUUUGUACUCUAAUGUACUCUUUUCACUCUCUCACACACACACACACACACACACACACACACAAAACCCCGAGGGGUUGAACCACGAAACCAGGGAUUUCGUCGAUACAGUUCUGUGGUUGGACUUGAGUGCAUUUGAAUUGAAGUGAAUGGGUUAGUUUUUAAUCCUCGCCGUAGAUGGAAGGAGACCCUCGGCGUGCCGUGGCGUUCGCCGGGUCGCUCUUCAGCCUCCGUGCGACACGCCGCUUCUCACGACAGACUCGCAAAAGCUCCGCGGGGCAGGAAGGCGACUUGUUCGUCUGCAAAAAGCGUUUCGCCGCUCUGAGCGCCGCACCUACGAGUCCGACGCGGCCGGCAGAGCAGACAAACUUAACCAGCCUCGGUUUCCCAGCAUGCCCUGCCUGUGGUUGGCGGCCGGUGGCGGUCUCCCACCCUGGUGUCCUGUCUGUCUGCCUGUCUGUCUGUUGAUCCACAGUAGGUCUCAGUCAGCUGCUCUGCUGUGAGACAGUUUCACCGAAAUGAGUCCACGUCUUUGUCCACAGUCGGCCCGACCGCGGUUUCAUCGCUCUAGCUCCAGGUUUCUUUUUAUUUUUGUUUUGUUUUUGUUUUUUUGUUUUUUUCUAAGAGACUGGGCUCUUUUGCUCUUUUUAUGCGUGGAGUUUUGUCCUUCUUGAUCUUUAGAGUUUGGAUUCGUUUCACUUUUGAAUAUGAAGACACUAAAUGAAAAAAAAACAACACCUUCAUCCCCGAGGUGAGCCGAGGCGAGCCGAGCCGAGCCGGCGGCCACGUUGGCAGCCCGGCGCCGCGCCCCGCUCAAGACUGACGGCCCGCGGUCUUCGUGCAACCCGAACGGCGCAGACUAGCUGUAAAAACCAGGAACAUAAAUUGUUUGCCGAGGUAAAAAGACUAUUUUUCUGUUUAAUCAGGGACGGGCUGCGACAGCUCAACAACACAUGACACAGGUCCUCUUUGCUUUCGCCCACAUCGUGUCAACCACAGAUGCUGAGGAGUGUGUGAGCGGUUGGUGUGUCGGUGCACGUGUGUGUUUGUGUGUGUGUGUGUAUGCGUGCUCAUUACCUCAACUACUCUUAUUUUUUCCUCUUUCAAACCAAGUGAAUUUGGCGAAUUCAUGCGGGGUUUCCUCCGUGCACACACGUAUUUUUGUCGGACGAAUCGCGUUUCGAACGGAGCCGAGCGGCCGCCGUUCGAAGGGGAUAAAACGUGAGGUACCAUGUAUAUAAGCAAUCUCGAACCUUUCUUUGUGGCUUUUGUGUGACAGGUGUUUUGAAGGUUUAAAAAAAAAGAAACAAACAAAAAAAAAAACGUAAAAAUAGAUCGUAUACAAAUAUAUAUUUAAAAAGCUUCAGGCGGUAGCAAGUGACUCUGAGGCAGGAGAACUACAACAGACGACAGGGAUUGUACAUAAGAUAACUAUAUAUUCGGCAGGAUAUCCCUUAAAAAAAAAAAAAAAAAAAAAGCAAACGCAUCAAUUCUCAGUGGAUCUGUCUUUUUUUUAUUUAUGCGUGUGUAUAUAUAAAGUGUAAUAUGUCGACGAGCCAAGAGAGGGAGCUCUAGAGGCAGAAAGGGAAGACGUACAGUAGAGUUAGUCGUGAUGACUUGGACUGUUUUUUCGAGUGAGCAAUGGUUAGUACUCUGUCAGUGAUGGAGCGCACUUUAACCCCGACAAGCCCUGCUCAACGCCUGACACCCCCCCCCCCCCCCCGCCCCCCUCACACACACACACACACACACACACACACACACACACACACCAGGGUUAGACCGAUACAUGAGGCCGAUAUUGGGAUUUGAAGGUGGAAAAUCAAAAAAUUCUUCGGACAAAUCAUGUAAUUCCACGUGAUUUUUUUCAGGCUCAUGUUUAAAAAAAAAAAAAAAAAAAAAAACGAAUGUAUUAUUAUCAGAAUAAUAAAUCAAUUUUUAAUGACACCCCUGAAUCUGAGGUGUUAAAAAUCAUAAUCAUGGAUCGUUACGGAAAAGUCAACCAACUUUCUAUUUCCACCAACAGAGCGGAAACCCUGACAUGCAAUUGUUAAAAAAAAAAAAAAAACGUAAUUAGAUUUUUUAUGUAUUUAUUUUUUGACGUAAUUGUCAUUUAACUCCUUUGAAGGUUUCAGGUGUCCCAGAGUUUUCCCACCACUGACUAUUGGAUCAGCGAGUGGGUCACUCUGCUGCUAAAACAUUAAAAAAAAAUGUUGUUUUAAGAGCUAAAUUAACAUUUAAAACAUUUCAAAAUGUUGUAAGAGCUGCUUCAAAGACAUUUUCACCCUGGAAGCAGUAAAUUGUAAAAUAUUAAGUAUUUUUUUUUGGGGGGGGGGCAUGAAACGAUUGAGUACUGGCAGCUUCACAGCACAAAUCUCAGCAUCAUGCCUCGAAAACCCAAUUUCCGUCAACCCUAACACACACACACACACACACACACACACACAUAUAUAUAUAUAUAUAUAUAUAAAAACGAGCCAAGGAUGUCCCCUGUCCCCUUUCCCUUUCCAGAAGCCAUGUGUGUGUGUCCAGACGACCUCUCCCUCCCCUGCUACAGUUUUAUAUCCCGGCGAGGUCAAUAAAGAUCAAUCAGUGGUUUUAGUGCAUUUUGUGCAUUUUGUGAACUAUGAAGGAUGUCAUUUUUUGUACUCUGUAAAUGUAAGGGGGGGGGGGGGGGGGGGGGGGGAAUGUGAUUCGGGGCCUAGCGGAUGGAUUUCAAAAAGAGAAAAAAAAAAGGAAAAAAUACAGGUCAGGAGUGCAAAUUAAUGUUUUUUUUUUUCUCCUUCCUGUUUUCUAAAAGCACUCAGUCUUUAUCCGUGUGCUUGUUAAAAGCUUUGGAGGCAGAGUUUGGGUAUCGCUUGUCGUUUUAAGCCGGACGUACUCAGAGUCGGUCUGAUCUUUUAAUGACUACCUCCCAAAUCCAACGCAGACUCGUCCACUUUUGGUUUUUACCACAUCGCUGCCACGUGCGCCGGCAUUUUCACCUCCAGCCGACCCCUGCCAGUCUGCUUUUUCAUCGUUUUUUUUUUUUUUUUUUUUUUUUUUUUUACCAGUUUAAUCUUAAUGUGACACACACAAAUAUACACAUUGCUCAAAUCACACACACGCGCUUUUGUUUUUUUCUUUACUCCGUCCAGACAAGCGGGUGUUCACUGUACUCUGAGUUUUAUUUUGCUUUCUUAUAUCUGUGUAGAUGGCCCCCGCCCUCGCCUCACACACACACACACACACACACACACACACCUCAUCACACACCACCGCCAUCAUCUUCCUCUCUGUUUUCUCUUCUCCUUUCGCUCCGUCUCGCUCUCUCUUCCUCACACACAUCUACUAACUCAAGCCUGGGAGUGUGUGGCUUGUUUUUCGGAGAGAGAGUGACAGAGUGAGCGUCAAAAUCCCGGAGUGUGUGUGUGUGUGCGCGUGUGUGUAACCUCACACACACUCCAGACUGUUAGACUGUUGUGCCCCGAGCUCCAAAAAAACGACUCAUAAAAUAAAACUUGACCCCCACCGAUGGCUUCUCCUCGUGGCAGCCGGGUUUCAGAAUCAAAAAAAUUGUAACAAAAAUGCCACCUGUUGUGCAAGGACUCAUGGGAAAUGUAGUUUUGUAUGCUGGCGAUGCUCCGGGGGGGUGGGGGUGGGGGUGGGGGUGGCGUGGGUGCGUUCGCCAUAACGCCGAGCCAAGUGUUGUACAAAACCCCGACACGUUCCUCAGAGCAGCACUAGGGGUCGCUGUAAUCACGAAAGACAAUCGUCAUGAGAAAUGGCUUAAAUGAAGCAAAAACAACACACACGCACACACACACACACGCACACACACACAACCACCCCUCCCCCCCCCAGAAAAAAAAUAUUUCCUCAUGUAUAAUGAUGUUUAGAAGUCUCACUCACUUUCCAGUGUUAAUUUGUGCUGGUGACAGUUCUAUUGUCUGUUUUUAUUCUAACUGUUCUCUGAUAAUUGAUAUUAUUACUAUAAUUAUUAUUAUUAUCAUCAUCACGUUGCAUCGACGGUGGCAACUGUUACGAUGAUAUAGAAAUGGCAAUUUAUUUUUAUUUUAUUUUCUCUGCGGUUUUUUGUGUAGGUUAGGCACCUUGUUUUAUUUGGAAUUUUGUUAUCAUUAUUAUUAUUAUUAUUAUUAUUAUUAAUAUUAUUAUGACAUGAAAUUCUAUAAAUAUUUUUUCUUUUCUUUUUUUGAGAUUUGUUUUCUUUUUUCUUCAAAAAAAAGGGUGUUACUAAUAUUGCACGAUUUUUAUGAAGCAAACACGAGCGUAGUGAUAUUAGUGAACACGCGGCCGUGGACGGAGGCGCGGCGGCGGCGGCGGCGACAAGUUCAAUGCUGCAGUUUUUAGUCCAGUGUACAAAAACCUUCAGUCCACACACGAUGACGUCGGGGGGGCGGGGCGGGGGGGGGGGGGGGGGGCGGCGUGACACGUCUAACUUAUUUCUGACCAGGCACAACGAUGUCAAUGCAUGGGCGUUACGAAAAAAAAAACAAAAAAAAAAAACAACAACAACAAGCGAAGAAUGAAUCAUGUUAUAGGAAAUAAAAUAAUAUCAACACAAAUAUACAUCACACAGAAAUAAAUUUAAGAAAAGGAAAAAAAAACUGAAAUUGAAGAAAAAAGUUUAAAAUAAAUUAUAGCUAAUAUAUUGUGUUCGGCUAGUCUGCUUUUUUUGUUUUGUUGUAAAGAUAAUUUUUUUUCUUGUUUUUGGAGAAUGAUAUACAAUUUGUGUAUAUUUUCAUAAAUAAAGUAUGCACUGAUAUGUUAUUACAAAUUCUAUACUGCUUUUACAAAAAAAAGUGUUUGUUAUUGUACCAAAGUAUCCAUUGGUC
Messenger RNA from Myripristis murdjan (pinecone soldierfish), 7459 nucleotides. It is a transcript of the gene mef2d, whose product is annotated as myocyte enhancer factor 2d. The transcript has 12 exons. The record is from RefSeq and is a predicted model, not a curated record. Gene Ontology annotation, molecular function: protein dimerization activity; DNA-binding transcription factor activity, RNA polymerase II-specific; RNA polymerase II cis-regulatory region sequence-specific DNA binding. Bases 577 to 2304 code for a protein of 575 amino acids. Lineage: Eukaryota; Metazoa; Chordata; Actinopteri; Holocentriformes; Holocentridae. Gene Ontology annotation, biological process: cell differentiation; heart development; positive regulation of transcription by RNA polymerase II.